UUUCCCUCAGUAUCUUAUUUAUUUAUUUAUUUAUUUUUAUGUGUCUUCUUCUUCUUCAUCAUCUUUUUCCUUUGCAAGUUUCUACAUUUUCUCACAUUUUCUUUGGCUUUCCCACUGAUUUUCUCACGUUGUCUUUCCCUUCUUCGGAUGAACCGAAGGCAACCCUCUUUUUUCUUUACCAUUUUCUUUCAUUUCUUAUAUUUUCCCAUGUUCUGCUGCAAAGCACUGAUACAGUUGUUUUUCUCACAUUUUCCCAUUUCUUUGCCGCAUUUUUUUUUUUUCCCCUUUCUUGGUCUGUUUGGCAGAAAGGAAAUAGACGGUUGGACGCUGCUUUAGACGCCAUGGCUGCCAUGGGGUUUUCUGAGAAAUUGGUUACUCAAACAGUCAAUGAGCUGUUGAAAGUUUAUGGAGAUGGCGGAUGGGUCUUCAUUGAAGAGGCUUCAUAUCUGCUCCUUAUAAACAUCCUUCUUAAGAAACAAAAUGACGAUUAUGAAGAAAAGGAUACUUCAUUAGGAGAUGGAGAUAGAGGCAGAGAAGAUACUGAAACAUCAGCAGUUGGGCCUCCAACAACCAUUGAAUCUUUGGAUUCUGUGUCGCUUACUAAUGAUUCAGCUGAAAAGGAUUGCCUCCCAACAGCAGAAGCAGAAAAGAGAGGCCUAGAAAAUAUGGACCUGAACUCUAGGAAAAGGAGUGUGAAUUUUAUCGCAGGACGCAUUGUUAAGGACAUUGGAGCUUGUAAAUAUAAUAUGAAAAUCCUCGGCGGUUCCCAGCAAUUGGUGGGCGGUGUUUCAAGCGGGACACGAAAACCUUGCCAUGGCUGGCUUUCUGAUGAUGAUGAGGAUGAUGAUCUUGAGGAUCUACCUCCAGAUCCAUUACCAGAUUGUUUGGAAAAGCCGCUUGUUGGAUGGAAUGGGAAUAGAAAGCGCAAUAGAAGGUGGGAUAUGAGGCCUGAAGAUAUGUAAGGCUUAAUCAGUAUCUCCAUUUUCUCAUUGUUUAUAACCUUCUUUUACAGAAAUGUGGUAGUUGUACAUAAAUCACAGAAUUGGUAACACAAAGUCAUAGAAGGAUAGGUUUUUUUCUUUGUUAGAUUUCAGCAUAGCUCUAUAUAUUACCAGUUAAAUAUUAA
Ziziphus jujuba (common jujube) is the source of this 1126-nucleotide messenger RNA. RefSeq lists its product as uncharacterized. The record is from RefSeq and is a predicted model, not a curated record. The transcript has 4 exons. Bases 39 to 962 code for a protein of 307 amino acids. Lineage: Eukaryota; Viridiplantae; Streptophyta; Magnoliopsida; Rosales; Rhamnaceae.